AUGUCCAAAUGUGAAAAACCAAACUAUGUGAAUGAUGACGUCCGGAGCUUACGGUCUGAAAAUCUCACGGGGGUAACCAGCUCCCGGGGAGGAGAACGGGAGAACAGAAGGUCUCGGCCCACUGUGCGUGUUCAGCGGCCUAGUUGUCUCGAGUUCUCCGAAGCUGCGGUCCCCCACCUUUCCCAGGCGAGACCGUCCCUAGGCACACUGUGCGGACGAGCCUCCCUCCUCCGGCCUCCAUUCCCGGGACGUCUUAGGAAGUCGAAGACAGCGGCGGCGCGUCUCCUCCUCAGGCCGCUCCCCUCAGACUGGACCGUGCCGGGAUCGUGCCGUGGUGCCGCCCCCGUCCGGCUCCGUCUCCGCCUCUCUCCGCUCCGCCUCCCUCUUUUCGUUUCUCCUCCUCCGCCACCGCCGGCGCUCGAGUUCCGACUGAUUCUUCCUCCUCCUCCCUCCUCUGCCUCCUCCCCUCAGACCAGCCGGCGGCUCCGUCGCAAACCAAAACACAAACACUCAAGUCCCAGCGCGGGAGCCACUUCCGCCGCCCGGCGCCGGCCUCUCCGCCACGUCGCUGCACGUAGCGAGCUACGCCUUUCGUCACUUCCGCCGUCGUCAGGCCGCCCUCUCCAUCCGCUCCCCCGCCCCUUCUCAAAGCCCGGUCGGCCGGGGCUGGCCUGCGGGGCCGGGUGGGGCGUGCCACGUGACCUCGGCGAGCAGCCGCGUCGGAUCCAGCUACCUCCCACCUCCCACGUCCCAGGCUGGCUCCAGUGCCUGAGUUUACGCAGGAUUGUAGUAAAAGACAACUUGAGGGGCGCCUGGGUGGCUUAGUCGGUUAAGCGUCCGACUU
Molecule: messenger RNA, 844 nt
Organism: Hyaena hyaena (striped hyena)
Lineage: Eukaryota; Metazoa; Chordata; Mammalia; Carnivora; Hyaenidae
Product: serine/arginine repetitive matrix protein 1-like
Exons: 4
Coding region: 1-825 (274 amino acids)
Source: RefSeq, a predicted model, not a curated record